Messenger RNA from Pelodiscus sinensis (Chinese soft-shelled turtle), 450 nucleotides. The record is from RefSeq and is a predicted model, not a curated record. Lineage: Eukaryota; Metazoa; Chordata; Testudines; Trionychidae.
AUGGGGAGUGGAGGGCUGGGUGCCUGUGAUUGGCUGGGCUCUGGAUAUGAAGGUCCAGGCCUGGCAAAGCUGUACUCAGCCUCUCCUGGAAUAAAUCGCAAUUUGUGGCACUGUCCCUCUCCCGCUCCGCAGGAGUUCCUGAAGAAGGAGUUCAGCGCGGAGAACGUGUACUUCUGGCAGGCGUGUGAGCGAUUCCAGCAGAUCUCAGCCAAGAACACGCAGCAGCUGGCCCAGGAGGCCCGGCGGAUCUAUGACGAGUUCCUGUCCAGCCACGCGCUCAGCCCGGUGAACAUCGACCGGCAGGCCUGGAUCGGGGAGGAGAUGCUGGCCACGCCCACCCCCGACAUGUUACGCCUCCAGCAGCUCCAGUCCGAACGGUACUACUCUAUACUAGAAGUGUCUGACUUUUAUUAUAAAACAGAGGAACCUCCUGUGUGCUGGAUAUAUUGA